AUGGUUGACUUGACAGAUUUCUUCAAGGUCCAAAAAGGCCCAAAGGCCGCAAAACCUGUGAAGAGGAAAGUCGAGCAAAGCCCGAAGACGGUGUCAGAGGCUCCCGCUGCGAAGAAAUCCAAGACGGCCCCAAUUGCCAUUUCUUCUUCUGCGGAGGCGAGACCCGCCCAAAAGAAAAAGAGGGUGGUGAUUUCGGACGAUGAUUUUGACGACGAUGAUUUCAAGAUGGACGAGUCAGAAGCUGCAGACGAGGAGCUUGAUGAGCCCGAGAUUUUGGACGAUGACGACGAUUUUGUGGAGUUGGUGAAGCCUCCCAAGUCUUCUAGGAGAGAGUCCAAGCCAGUAGUUGCUACUCCCUCACCGGUGAAAAAGUCACCGGUCAAGAAGUCUCCAGUUAAGAAAGAAACUCCCAAGAAACCAGAAUCAACCUCGAAACCGGCUUUGGGUGGGACUACCGCCGAGGAACUGUUAAAGACGAUCCCAGACGCCGUUCUCCCAGAUACCUCUGAGACGGAGGGUCUCAGUUUUUUCCAGCUAAAACAGAGACAAGCAGAGGCUCCUCAACCAGACUUGGGAUCACGCGAAAUACCUGAAGGCUCGCCCAAUUGUCUGGCCGGUCUAACAAUCGUUUUCACUGGAAAUUUGCCCUCUCUGGAUAGAUCCACCUCGGAGUCGCUGGCUACACGGUACGGUGCUAAAGUGACCAAAUCGCUUAGCAAAAAGACAAGUCUAGUCGUGAUAGGUGCUGAGGCGGGACCUUCAAAAGUGAAGAAGAUCAAAGAAUUUGGUAUCAAAGCUAUCGACGAAGAUGGGUUCGUUUCUUUAAUAUCUGGAGUCUCCUCCAAUGGAGGAGGAAGUGAGGCUGCUGCAAAGGCAAUAGCCAAGAAAGAGGAAGAAGAGAAGAAGGCAAUUGCAGAGGCCGAAAAGGAAAUGAAAGAGGAAGAAAACAGAGAAAAAGAGAGGUUGCAAAAACUGGCUCAAAGGUCGGCGCAGUCAGGAUCAUCUUCUUCCAAGGAUUCUCUUCCAAUUAUUAUCAAAACGUCCGAUAAACCAGACUCCGAGAAGCUAUGGACAGUGAAAUAUGCUCCUACGAAAAUGGAGCAUAUCUGCGGAAACAAGUCGAACGUGGCGAAGCUAUCCAAUUGGCUGACGAACUGGUUUGCCAACUCCAAGGCUGGGUUCAAGAAUCCGGGCAAAGACGGAACGGGUGUCUUCAGAGCUGUUCUAAUAAGUGGACCACCGGGAAUCGGAAAGACCACAGCUGCUCAUGUGGUGGCUAAGUCUCUUGGUUUUGAUGUUCUAGAGAAAAACGCCUCAGACGUGAGAUCAAAAUCGCUUUUAAACGCAGAUCUCAAGUCUGUGCUGGAUAAUACCUCGUUAGUGGGAUUUUUCCAAGGCAAAGAAAACCACAAUGCCAAUCAAAAUAAAUUUGUUUUAAUAAUGGACGAGGUGGACGGAAUGUCGAGUGGAGACCAUGGUGGAGUGGGCCAGUUGGCUGCUUUCUGCAGACAGACUUCGAUGCCAUUGAUCCUUAUUUGCAACGAUAAGUCUCUUCCCAAGAUGAGGCCUUUUGAUCGUGUGACUUUAGAUUUGACGUGGAGAAGACCCAGUGCCCAAGAGAUGAGAUCCAGGCUCAUGACGAUUGCUCAUCGUGAGAAGUUCCAACUGGACCCGAAUGUGAUUGACCAAUUGGUGGAAACAACCCACAAUGAUAUCAGACAGAUCAUCAACAUUUUGUCGCAAGUUUCUAGAACCCAAAAGAAACUUGGGUUCGAAGAUGCAUCUGCCAUCAAAAAGGCCUGGCAGAAACAGGUUUCUUUGAAACCGUUUGAUAUCAUUGGACGGUUACUCUCUGGUUCCACGUUCUCGGAAUCAUCGCACAUGUCACUCAACGAUAAGCUUAAUCUAUACUUUGACGAUAUCGAUUUCACGCCUUUGAUGGUCCAGGAAAACUACCUGAGUACGGCGCCAUCGCGGCUCAGCCGUGGUUCGCCCAAAGACCAGAACCUCAGCAAAUUGGAGCUUCUGGAAAAGGCAUCCAACGCGAUUUCCGAAUCGGACUUGGUGAACAGUAAGAUCAGGAGUGGUGAGCAACAAUGGAGUCUCUUGCCGUUUCACGGGCUUGUUUCUUCAGUACUGCCUUCGAGCUAUGUUGCCGGGCAGAUUCAAUCCAGAAUCAACUUCACUGCCUGGUUGGGCCAGAACUCGAAGAGAAUGAAGUUUUCGAGAUUGCUCCAAGAGCUGCAGUACCGCACUUCGAUCCGGACGUCUACCAAUAACGUUGAGUUGCGACUCAGCUACAUGACGUAUCUGAUUCAAAGGCUAUUCCAGCCUUUAGUAUCCAAACAACAGGAGGGAAUCUCCGAUGUGAUUGAGAUAAUGGAUUGCUAUUUCCUGACCAAGGAGGAUUGGGACAACAUUAUGGACUUUGGUGUUGGACGAUUCAAAAUGGAGGCCAAUUUGAAAAAGAUCCCAACUCCGGUCAAGACUGCGUUCACUCGCAAGUACAACGGAAUGACACAUCCGAUCUCUAUAUAUAAGACCGGCAAUUCUGUUGCAUCUGGUGGUGGGAAAAAGGUUGUUGCUGACUCAGAGGAUGUUGUUGUUGAUGAUAUGAACGACAAGGCGGAUGAGGAUGAUGAUGAGGACAAUAGUUUGAAGAAGGAUAAGUUGAUCAAGGAGGUGAAAAAGAAGGCUGGUGGUAAGGCCAAGGCGAAGGGGAAAGCGGCUUCCAAGGCGAAGGCUAAGGCAUAG
Kuraishia capsulata CBS 1993 is the source of this 2754-nucleotide messenger RNA. RefSeq lists its product as uncharacterized. Gene Ontology annotation, biological process: DNA replication; DNA repair. NCBI's taxonomy places the organism in Eukaryota, Fungi, Ascomycota, Pichiomycetes, Pichiales, Pichiaceae. Gene Ontology annotation, cellular component: DNA replication factor C complex; nucleus. The coding region runs from base 1 to 2754 and encodes 917 amino acids. The record is from RefSeq and is a predicted model, not a curated record. Gene Ontology annotation, molecular function: ATP binding; DNA binding; ATP hydrolysis activity. The transcript has 2 exons.